Molecule: messenger RNA, 426 nt
Organism: Camellia sinensis
Lineage: Eukaryota; Viridiplantae; Streptophyta; Magnoliopsida; Ericales; Theaceae
Source: RefSeq, a predicted model, not a curated record
AUGGCUAAGAUCUCCGUCAAGGAAUGGGAUAUGGUUAAGACACUCAAUGAAUUCAGGAUCCAAGUAGAAUCUCAAGAUACAAAAGCAUAUCUUAGUGCGCAGAAGGUGAUGUCUAAGUUGAUGAACGAGGUCAUGGAGGCCCAAAAGCACGAUCGAGAGGUAGCCUAUAUCAAGGGACGUCUGGACUCGGGAGAACCCAUGCUCGAUUGGGCAAUUCACCCCGAUGGGAGUUUAAGAUACCAAUGCAGAUUGUUUGUACCAAGUGACGAGUUACUUAGAGAAAAGGUACUGAAAGAAUGUCAUCAUUCUGCAUUUGCGGUGCAUCCAAGAGGGACCAAAAUGUACCAGGAUUUGAAGAGGCAGUAUUGGUGGAAUGGAAUGAAGAAGGAAGCGGAAAAAUUUGUGGCAAAAUGUCUAACAUGCUAA